Messenger RNA from Carica papaya (papaya), 2397 nucleotides. RefSeq names its product sulfate transporter 3.1-like. Gene Ontology annotation, molecular function: secondary active sulfate transmembrane transporter activity. Gene Ontology annotation, cellular component: membrane. NCBI's taxonomy places the organism in Eukaryota, Viridiplantae, Streptophyta, Magnoliopsida, Brassicales, Caricaceae. Gene Ontology annotation, biological process: sulfate transmembrane transport. The record is from RefSeq and is a predicted model, not a curated record.
CCCCCCCCAUCUCCACCCUCUCCUCAUUACUCUUCUGCAACUUCCUUCUCUCUCUCUCUCUCUCUCUCUCUUCCACCACUCAAAAUCAAGAUUUGAUUCAAACCCAGAAACCUGACAUUGAUUUCCUCGAAUGGGUAACGUUGAUUACGUAUACCCACCAACAAAAAUGGAGUCUACACACGGUGUAGCCGUUCCACCGCCGCAGACUUUCUUCAACUCGUUAAAAUACUCGCUUAAAGAAACUUUCUUCCCCGACGAUCCUUUCCGCCAGUUCAAAAACCAGAAACCCUCUAGGAAGUUUUUAUUAGGAUUGCAAUACUUCUUCCCAGUCUUCGAAUGGGCUCCUCGUUACACUUUCCAGUUCUUAAAAUCCGACCUCGUUUCCGGAAUCACCAUCGCCAGUCUCGCCAUCCCUCAGGGUAUCAGCUACGCCAAGCUCGCUAAUUUACCGCCUAUUCUCGGCCUCUAUUCGAGCUUCAUCCCACCACUGGUGUACGCAAUAAUGGGGAGUUCGAGAGAUUUAGCCGUAGGAACAGUGGCUGUUGCGUCGUUGCUUACAGCUGCCAUGCUAGGGAAAGAGGUGAAUGCUAGUGAGAAUCCAAAGCUUUAUCUUCAUCUUGCUUUCACUGCCACCUUCUUCGCUGGAGUUCUGCAAGCUUCGCUUGGACUGUUAAGGCUAGGGUUCAUCGUGGAUUUUCUAUCACAUGCAACGAUAGUAGGGUUCAUGGGAGGAGCAGCGACGGUGGUUUGUCUUCAGCAGUUGAAAGGAAUACUUGGUCUUGACCAUUUCACUCACGCAACCGACGUCGUAUCGGUGCUGCGCUCCGUUUUUACCCAAACCCACCAGUGGAGAUGGGAAAGUGGUUUGCUGGGAUGUUGCUUCCUAUUUUUCCUCCUCGUCACUAGAUACUUUAGCAAGAGGAGACCCAAGUUUUUCUGGAUAUCAGCAAUGGCGCCUUUGACGUCAGUCAUUCUGGGAAGCAUUCUCGUCUACCUCACCCAUGCAGAGAAACAUGGAGUUCAAGUGAUAGGGAAUCUGAAGAAGGGGCUGAAUCCACCGUCCAUUACCGAUCUGGUUUUCACGUCACCUUACAUGUCGCUUGCUGCCAAAACCGGAAUGAUUACCGGCAUCAUCGCUCUCGCAGAAGGAAUAGCAGUGGGAAGAAGUUUCGCCAUGUUUAAGAACUACCAUAUAGAUGGAAACAAAGAGAUGAUCGCCAUUGGAACCAUGAACAUCGUUGGUUCUUUCACUUCUUGCUACCUUACUACAGGACCCUUUUCGCGAUCUGCUGUAAACUUUAAUGCGGGAUGCAAGACGGCAGUGUCCAACGUGGUGAUGGCGAUGGCGGUGAUGAUCACACUUCUGCUUCUAACUCCACUCUUCCAUUACACGCCGCUGGUGGUGCUGUCAGCAAUCAUAAUUGCGGCCAUGCUCGGCCUCAUCGAUUACGAAGCCGCCAUUCAUCUCUGGAAAGUUGACAAGUUUGAUUUCAUCGUUUGCAUGGGCGCAUACGUCGGUGUUGUUUUUGGUAGCGUUGAGAUUGGAUUAGUCAUUGCGGUUGCAAUUUCUUUGUUGAGGUUACUUUUGUUUGUUGCAAGACCCAAGACUUUUGUUCUUGGGAACCUGCCAAAUUCGAUGGCGUAUAGAAACACUGAACAAUACCAAAAUGCAACAAGUGUACCCGGAAUUCUCAUACUCUCGAUUGAUGCUCCGAUUUAUUUUGCUAAUGCUGGCUACUUACGAGAGAGGAUUGGAAGAUGGAUUGAUGAAGAGGAAGACAAGCUGAAAUCUUCAGGAGAAACCAGUUUGCAGUAUAUCAUUCUAGAUAUGUCUGCUGUUGGAAACACUGACACGAGUGGUAUAAGCAUGCUUGAGGAAGUAAAAAAAAUUGUCGAUAGAAGAGGGCUCAAGCUUGUGUUGGCCAACCCUGGAGCUGAGGUGACAAAGAAACUGAACAAGUCCAAGUUCAUAGAGAAACUAGGGAAAGAAUGGAUGUAUAUUACAGUGGCAGAAGCUGUUGAAGCAUGCAAUUUCAUGCUUCAUACUUGCAAGCAAAAUCCUCCUAAGACCGAUCAAUCAGAGCCUUGGAACAACGUGUAGGCUAGCUAUAUGCAUACUAAGAGAUAUAUAUAUAUAUAUAUCAUAUAACAUAACAAUAUCAUCAGGAUGCAUCAUAAGAGACAACUCAUUGCAUGCAUCCCGAGAAGAUGAUAGUGAGAUAAAUUACUAGCUACUUACCUUAUGCAUAAGGUAUUUGAAGGUAUUGUUUUUGUCUGGCUCCUUCAAAUUACGAUACUUUAAUAAGACUUAUAUCGUAUAAAAGCAUAUGUAAUCUCUUCGAUAAAUGGUGGUCUAGAUGUAAAACGGUUUCGAAUCGAGCUGAAAAUGUUUAUUAA